This is a messenger RNA of Pelodiscus sinensis (Chinese soft-shelled turtle), 3006 nucleotides long. NCBI's taxonomy places the organism in Eukaryota, Metazoa, Chordata, Testudines, Trionychidae. The record is from RefSeq and is a predicted model, not a curated record.
CUACAGGAUCAUUGUUGUUCUGAAAUGUUCAUAACUCUGAACAAAAUAUUGUCAUUGUUUCAAAACUUUACAAUUGAACAUUGACUUAAUGCAGCUUUGAAACUUUGCAGAAGAAAAAUGCUGCUUUUACCCAUCUUAAUUUACAAGAAACCUUGCCUUGUUACAUUUUUUUAAAACUCUCCCUUUAUUUUUAGUAGUUUAACAUAGUAGUGUACAGUAUUUGCUGGUUUUUGGUUUCUGCUGCUGCCUGAUUGCAUACUUCCAGUUCCAAGUGAGUUGUGUGGUUGACCAGUCGGGUUGUAAGUGUGAGGUUCUACUGUACAGCUAAAACAGAAACACUCCUGCCCAAUGUGGGUGGAAUCGGUAUAAAUGUGUUUAAUUUGAUUUUUAGAUUGUCAGACAGUGAAACAGUGGGAAGUAGGUAAAAGAAUUUUCCUAAGUGCAAAGCAUAUUACAGCCCUGCUGAAAGGAUGAAUAUAUAUAUAUAUACAUAAAUACAAUGAAAUUUCUACUUUAAGGUAUUUGGGUAGCUAACUGUGAUCUCUCCUUCCCACAGGCUAAUUCAAGGGGUUGCUAAUAGGGAUGUAAAUGUGUAGCUGAGUACACGGUUAACCAAUGAGCUUGGGCUCAUCGGUUAACCCUCUUGAUUACAUGCAGACCAAACCCCUGCUACUUCAGUGCGUUUACUUUUACACAAAUAAGCGCAUCUUAACAUCCUUCAUUCCUGAAGAGAAGCACACAUGUGUUGGUGGUGAUCUGUAACUGCUGAGCUACAUUUAUGGAAUAAAUGCCAUUUUGUGGGUGGGUCAAACAGAAAAACUGCAUAAUCAAGCAAUUCUGCAUGCAGGCUACAAGCCGGACAGUCUUUGUAUCCUUUAUCGAUACACAAGAUAGAAUUCAGUAAUUCCUGUUUCACCCAGACUCAUGCUGGGUUCACUAAUGCAAAUAGCCUUUAUAAGCGACUCUUACAAGCCUGAUAUGAGAAACUCUUUUAAGACUAUGAUAUGUACCUGUGAUGAGAGUUGCAAAGGUUUUUAUAACAUGGUAUUUAUUACAUAAAGUGUAGGCUUACCAGUAGCAAGUCACUGAGCAUACUGUUGAUUCCUACCAAAAAACAGGAGAGCUGAGAAUGUGGAAUCUCAGAAGUCAUUCUCUGCCCCUAACUCCAAGAAGUGGAGUAAUAAUAGACACUAAGCAAAAGAAAGUCUGUAACCAAAGAAGUUUAAUUAAGUUUUAAAAUAAUUAAGACAUUCUCCCCCUCGCCCUCCAUUGUUGUUGCCAUCUUUCAACUGAAUGUUUAUUUAUUUAUUUUUCUGUCAUGCUGCUGCUUCCCCUACCGAGGCUAAUUUGUUUUGGAAGCAUGCCUUGCCAGGGUUGGCAGGCUGCCUUGUGGGAAAGCAGUAGUGAAGUAACUACAAACAAUGAGACUGUUUCCUCCUGGUAACUCUAAACUUCAGCAGUUGUGCAGGGACAAUGACAACCUGGCUGAUUAGUCAUGAGGGACUCCCUGUGUUGUGGUGUGUGUGGUGGUAUGGUGUUUUUGUGUGUGUGUGUGUGUGGGGGGGGGUUGUUUGUUUUUUUUGCGAGGGAGGAUGACACGAUUCACUGGGAUUCUGGCUCAUUAAAGACAAACAGACUCUGUGGGAGCAGUGUCUGCAGGCAGAUUGAGGUUGUUUCCCCUGUAGGUCCUGCUGAGACACCCACACUGACUCUGAAAGGCUUAGCUUUUUUAUAAUCCUCCUUUUUUCCCCUUUAAACUACACAACAAAGAAAUGACUUUGCUGGACUUAUUAGUUACUAGAAUGUAACUUGAAAUGUUAUUUAUAUACUCACUGCCUGCACGUUUUGGAAGUGGCUGUUUGGGUAUCCUGGCUGUCUCUCAUGGAUGUUUGUUUUUAAUUCCUCAUUCCCUCCCUCUCCUUCUCCCAUGCCCUCCAAAACCUGUCACAGUUGGACGCUGACAACUAUGAGACUGACCCAGAGCUAGCAAGGAUUCGGAAAGAGAGAAACUAUUCUUGGAUGGAUAUAAUAACGAUACAUAAAGAUAAGCUGCCAAAUUAUCAAGACAAGCUAAAAAUGUUUUAUGAAGAACAUCUGCAUUUGGAUGAUGAAAUUCGCUAUAUCCUUGAAGGAAGUGGCUACUUUGAUGUUCGAGACAAAGAUGACAAAUGGAUCCGGAUUUUCAUGGAGAAGGGAGACAUGAUAACUCUUCCUGCUGGCAUAUAUCACCGAUUUACACUGGAUGAAAAUAACUAUGUGAAGGCAAUGAGGCUGUUUGUUGGAGAACCGGUCUGGACAGCAUACAACCGACCAGCUGAUCACUUUCCAGCUCGAGGACAGUACGUGCAAUUUUUGGCAGAAGUGGUGCAGUAAUACUCUGAAGUCUAAUGUCUGGAACUGAGAAUGUAAAUUGGGAAACUUGUAUUUCAGUACCACUCACUGCAGGGUGUAUUCUCUUUUCCCUGUCCAGCUGUGCUUUUCUAGCCCUGAUGUUGGGAGGGUGAAUACAGAAUAGUGGACAAAAGUUAAUAUUCAUUCUAGUCUGAAAUGAUGCUAUCAAAUCACCUAAGAUGAUUGUAUUGAAUUAAAAAACUUCUACGUUCUCUCAAAGAAUCUGUACAAGAUGAAUUUACAUCAUCAGAAUCUUCAUAAGCUAUUUACCUAGCUCUGCCUUAGUACAAAUGUCUGUGACUUUGUUAUAAUGAAUUGCAGUGAUUUACUUUUGUAAUAUUUUAAUACAAUUAUUUUUAACUUUUAAAAGUCUGUUAUUUUCAUGUCCUGACGUGAAGAACUCAUAAGGCAAUAGUAUUUCUGGGACUUGCUGUUUGACAUUGGACGAAUAAUUAACUUUGUUUUACUUUCACCACUUGUAAAAUGGAGAUAAGUAGAGUUACACACCUUAAUCUAGAGGCUUGAGAUCUUUAGACACUAAGUAAUUAAAGAAUUAUUAAUGAAAUAAGUCUCCUCGGCAAUAUCAAUAAAUGACUGUUUUUUGUUGAAACUCUU